Messenger RNA from Xiphias gladius (swordfish), 4628 nucleotides. RefSeq names its product hepatocyte growth factor a (gene hgfa). Bases 27 to 2099 code for a protein of 690 amino acids. Gene Ontology annotation, biological process: proteolysis. Gene Ontology annotation, molecular function: serine-type endopeptidase activity. The transcript has 17 exons. The record is from RefSeq and is a predicted model, not a curated record. NCBI's taxonomy places the organism in Eukaryota, Metazoa, Chordata, Actinopteri, Istiophoriformes, Xiphiidae.
GUAGACGGACUCAUCAGUCCUUACAGAUGUAUGAGAAGACCGAGAGCCACAUGCUGGUUUGCACAGAUUGUCCUCAGCCCCCGUUGGUACGAAACAGCCGGUCGCAGGAGCACUGCGCCCGAAAGUGCAAGAAGGUCAAGAAAAACUUCAACUGCAGGGCCUUCGGCUUUCAUAGGCACAACAGGAAAUGCCACUUGCUUCCCUUUGACCGUUUCACCCACGGUGUGAAGAAGCAGGCCAACGUCAACUUUACUUUGUAUGAAAAAAAAGAUUAUAUAAGGGAGUGUAUCAUCGGCACCAAGGACAACUACAGAGGGAGAAGGUCUUGGACGAAGUCAAACAUCACUUGCCAAGCUUGGUCAGAUAAUAACAUCAAUGAGCACACGUUUUAUCCCGAUAGGUACCCAACGCAAGACCUGAGGGAGAACUUCUGUCGGAAUCCAAACAAUGAUCCUGGUGGUCCAUGGUGCUACACCACAGACCCCAACGUACGAGCUGAGGAGUGUGGCAUACCACGGUGUUCAGAGGAAGUCUGUAUGAUUUGUAAUGGGGAGGAUUACCGGGGCAAAAUGGACCAUACAGAGAGCGGCAAGGAGUGCCAGCGAUGGGACUCAGCAAGGCCUCACAAACACCACUUCCAGCCCAAAAAGUAUAGGGACAAAGAUUUAAAAGACAACUACUGCCGUAACCCGGAUAAUCGUCUCCGUCCCUGGUGCUACACCAUGGAUCCCAAAACUCCAUGGGAGUACUGCAACAUCACUGUGUGUGAGUCGGACUCCACUGAGGACACAGAUGUCAAUGUAACGACCUCCUGUGUCCAGGGAAAGGGCACAGAUUACAGAGGCACAAUGAAUGUCACUCCUGAGGGCGUGACUUGUCAGCGCUGGGACUCUCAGUUCCCCCAUGACCACUCAUUUCUUCCUCAGAACUUCAAAUGCAAUUUGUGUGUGUGUUACAGAGACCUCAGAGAGAACUACUGCCGUAACCCUGAUGGGGCAGAUUACCCAUGGUGCUUCACUACAGACCCUAAUCAGAGGAUAGCCAACUGCACCCACAUCCCCAGGUGUGAUGCUGAGGCCACACAAAAAAUAGAGUGUUACGAAGACAACGGAGAGACAUACCGGGGCACUUUAUCAAUAACUCGUUCUGGGAUUCCCUGUGCAGACUGGUCACAUCACAUAAACAGUGGGGAUUCUCACUCUACAGUAUCCCAUGUAGGGCUGCAGAAGAACUACUGUCGGAACCCAGACCGGGACAAGCAUGGCCCCUGGUGUUACACCAAUCCAAAUAACCGCUUGGCUUGGGACUACUGCAAACUGAAGCACUGUGAAUCAGCUACAGUGGCUCCUCAACCACAUGCUCUAACCAGACCCAAGAUAUCAUGCUUCGUGCAUAUAAACACUAGAAUAGUUGGAGGACAUCAAGUUCGAGGUACAGAUGGCAGUUGGGUUGUUAGCAUCCAAAGAGAGAAAGUUCAUUUGUGUGGUGGCUCACUGAUCAGAGAAGACUGGGUUUUGACAGACCAACAGUGCUUCACCUCCUGUGUUCCAGAUCUCAGGGAUUACAGUGUGCAGGUUGGCCUGCGCCACCUCAACGAGUCCUCAAACCAUCCAAGACUACGCAUCUCUCGCCUGAUUUGCGGCCCAGAAGGUUCCAACCUGGUUAUGCUGAAACUUGCAGAUCCUGCGCCUGUGUCUGAGGGUGCCUCCACUAUUCAUCUUCCAGUAAAAGACUGUCACAUCACUGAAGGCACCAACUGCACCAUGUAUGGAUGGGGGGAAACCAAAAAUACAGGACAUGACGAGGCACUGAACACUGUAACCAUGCCCAUGGUUAACAAUGAAAUGUGCUCACAAAUCAAAGGGGAUGCUGGGGAAAGCAGAAUAUGCGCAGGUGGCAAGAGAGGAGAAGGUGUAUGUGAUAGAGACAAUGGAGGUCCAUUGGUCUGCCAGGAACAUGAGCGCAAAGUUAUCAUCGGUGUGAGCAUCCAAAGGACAAAAUGUGCCUCAUCGCAGCCUGCACUUUUUGUUAACGUUGCUUUCUACUCGGAGUGGAUAUAUAAAGUGUUCAAACUCUACCCCAGUUUGGAGAAGAACUAAAAUAUUGUGGUGUGAAAAGUAGCUCCAUACAGGACUUUACCGCAGCCUGCGAGAAGAGGGACGACUUCGGGCCAGAAAAUUCCAAGAACUCUCCAGGAUUGACCACAGGGGAGAAAUUUGGAAAAUCACCUUAUGGAAAGUGGCCAUUUUGGGGUUUUGCAGCUGAAUUUGUCAUUUUACGAAGAGGACAGAGACUAGUGAUUGAAGAAUGGAUAUAAUAAGAUGGAAUCUCACUCAUUCUUCCAUUUUGCAAGAGUUGACACGCAGGUUGUUAGCCUUAAUAUCAUUUUUACAUCCAAAGUCUCGGGCACAUGGACGGCGUACUAAUUGUAUUUUGGCAUGUUCAGAAUUUCUUAAGCCAUGCAAACAAAGACAAUGAGAAUGGCACCUGUGACUCAGUAUUAUCUCCUGGAAUAUACUUGAAUAUGAACAGAACCCAGAUCGCUGUUGCAUACGACUCAAGGUAGCCUUCUGUGACUGGAAUUUCUUUCUUUUUUUCUUUUUUCUUUAUGUGUUGAGCUGGACUGCAAAACACAUCCUUUUACCUCCAACACAAGUGAUGUGGAAGGACAGAAAUGGUGUUCCAUAAUCUCAACAAAUGUUCUGAUUUGGUCACGUGUUUUACGAUACCGUACUAAUAUCAACGUAACCAAAAAUAUCCAACAAAAAACUAAUGUGAUACCAAAAAGGAAGAAAAUAUGAGCAUGACAAAGUCAUUAUAAACUCAGCAUUACAGACACUAAAGUCCCUGAGAAAAUAGUGAUUAAGCCAAUCAGUCUGCAAAUCCAAUCCUAUAAUUGGCUUCAGAUAUACCAGUAGUUAAGUAUAUAGAAUACGCUGCUUGAAAAGCUAACUGCAGCAGCCUUGGCAAACCAUUCAGUGCUAAUUGUGUGCAGUAGCUGGACUACCUUUUCCCCAGUUAGCUGUAACUGUUAGUUUCCCCGUGAGACGAUCUAAGUACGACUGAGCGAACUGCUCCAAAUCUUAUGCUAAUAGGUGAAGCAUGAGAGAGAGAAGAGCCAUGCCAAAUGUAACAUGGUUAUUUGGUCUCCAGUUUGGAGGGAACUGUGGCCCCUGGCGGGCUGUGUGUGGUCAGUAGGAUAUUUUAUGCUUUUUUUAUUUCAUGGAAAGUGACUCCUUAUGUACAUAACUGCAGAUUUAUUGCGUAUUGUUCUGCCGUGCUGUAAGAUUUUAUAGGUCUUAUAGAUCUGAAAUAUUUUUGGUUCACUUAGUAACGUCAGAUUGGCUUCUUCCUGCCUCUGAUUAUGUUUAAUAUUUAAAGAGACUGCUAGCUUGUAAGCAGUAGUUAGGUAUAUUUAUUUUUUUAAUUAGCAGAAGACAUUGCAGAUAAACCCAGAUUUUGGUGAUACUUGGUUUUUGUUUCUUUUAUUCUGAGAGUAAUUAAAGAUCCCAUAAGGACUGGGUGCAUGUUUGACUCCCAGGUUAAAGCCAAAGAAAAAUAAAAUAACAUGCCAUUGACAGUAUGCCUUAUACGGUCAAACUUCUAAAUUUAGGGUGCUUCUUUCAUUUUAAGUUACUGUUGUUCUGCCCAGGGUUAAAUUCUUCUUUUUAAUUUGAGGGGCAUUAAACAAGGAAGUGAAAUUUGAACAUGCAAUACACACAAACACGAGAAAACAGUCACAGACGUGCAAAUGUUUUCAUUUACAAAUUUUUAUUUAAGAUAUUUGGCAAAUAUGAUGCCUAGUCAAUGAGGAACAUACCACUACAGGUGAUUUGAAAUCAUUGGCAUGGUGUUGGCCACUUUGGAUAUAGUAAAUGAUCACUUGUUUAUCAUAAACAUGAUGAUAACAUCAUGUUUCUUUAAAGUCAGAUCAACACUUUCUGAUUAGGAUUGACCUGUAGUUAGAAUGGAAAGAAAACGUUUCUCCAACAAGAUUCUCUGUUUACCACAAUUUCUGAUUAGGCAAAACUUUGCAGAUCGCCAGAUUAUAGCCCUGAAUACCCUAAAUGAUGCCCCAGUGGCCCUGUGAUUCCCAUUCAAUGACAGCAGUGUAUUUUAGUGGUGUUGUGUUUGUGUGGCUGUUACUAGAACAUUAAAGCGUGAAAAUCCAUUCACAGCUCCAAAAUGAGUGUUCUGAAUAUCACCUGGAAAAUGGUAGAUACCAUGAGAAAAGAUCGAACAACCCUCUUAGCCCUGGUUACAGCCAAGACGUAAGCCUAUGAAGCAGCAAUUUAAAAGAAGGAUGCUUCAUUAAAGGUGACCGACUGAUUCAAUAGGGGAAACCAAAUGCCAAAUAUUCUUAGUUAUGUGGCAGAUCUUGUCACUGUGUUGUGAAUUGAUCCGUUUUCUUGUCAACCAAGCUCUUAUGGAGCUGUAACUGUUAUUUAAUUUACCUUUAUGUAAAUAGCCUCGCGCAUUCUGUAAAUUACAAUUUGUAAUUUUUGUAAAUAUCUUACUUAAGUAUUUUUAUUUCAUGGUCAUUCUGUUUAUAUGUUUGUAUUAUAUAAACUUUAAAUAUCACAGCUGCUAUUUUGUGUUAGUGAGUUGUUUUAUAUCUAUGACCUUUU